This is a messenger RNA of Clunio marinus, 554 nucleotides long. Lineage: Eukaryota; Metazoa; Arthropoda; Insecta; Diptera; Chironomidae. The record is from the annotation of a GenBank genome assembly.
AGUUGAGUUCUGAAAUUAGCUUUGAUAAGUUGGAAAUAUCUUCCGAGUGAUUAAAUAUUUCUUAAUCUGUUUAAAUCAAAAGUUUCUUGUGAGAAUAAAAAAUAUAAUAAAAUGAAAUUUGUGAGAUUUUUUAACGUUUGCUUGCUUGCAUCGUGUUUAUUGUUGUUGUGUUUGAAAGAAUCUCAUUCACAAUUGACAUUCACGCCAUCAUGGGGUAAAAGAAGUUUAACUCAAACAGGCCAAACAAUGUUUAACGAUGCAACAAACUUGAAUCCGCCACAAUCUAUCACUUGCAAUCCUAAGAUGGACUCGAUGCUGUUGAUCUAUCGUCUCAUUCAAAAUGAAGCUCAAAAGAUGCUUGAAUGCAACAGUCAACAGAAAUAAGCCAUUAAAGUCAUGUAAAUUAUUACCAACCAACUUCCACAUCCCUUGCGUUUUAUUGUGACUGUUCACAAAAUGAAAAUAACUUAAUUAUAAGCAAACAUUUAUCCUAUAUUUAACACAAAACACUUGUUGAAUGAAUUAAGUAAAUAAAUAAGAAAUAUUGGCAGUGA